Oncorhynchus nerka (sockeye salmon) is the source of this 792-nucleotide messenger RNA. Its product is annotated as salivary glue protein Sgs-3-like. The coding region runs from base 1 to 792 and encodes 263 amino acids. The record is from RefSeq and is a predicted model, not a curated record. NCBI's taxonomy places the organism in Eukaryota, Metazoa, Chordata, Actinopteri, Salmoniformes, Salmonidae. The transcript has 4 exons.
AUGACGUCGCUGCUCCAAGUUAUCACCAAGGCCCGUAUCACCAAGCCCCGUAUCACCAAGCCCCGUAUCACCAAGCCCCGUAUCACCAAGCCCCGUAUCACCAAGCCCCGUGUCACCAAGCCCCGUAACACCAAGCCCCGUGUCACCAAGCCCCGUGUCACCAAGCCCCGUGUCACCAAGCCCCGUGUCACCAAGCCCCGUAACACCAAGCCCCGUGUCACCAAGCCCCGUAACACCAAGCCCCGUGUCACCAAGCCCCGUAUCACCAGGCCCCGUGUCACCAAGCCCCGUAUCACCAAGGCCUGUAUCACCAAGGCCCUGUAUCACAAAGCCCCGUAUCACCAAGCCUGUAUCACCAAGCCCCGUAUCACCAAGGCCCGUAUCACCAAGCCUCCCCGUAUCACCAAGCCCCGUAUCACCAAGCCCCGUAUCACCAAGCCCCGUAUCACCAAGCCCCGUAUCACCAAGCCCCGUAUCACCAAGGCCCGUAUCACCAAGCCCCGUGUCACCAAGCCCCGUGUCACCAAGCCCCGUAACACCAAGCCCCGUGUCACCAAGCCCCGUAUCACCAAGCCCCGUGUCACCAAGCCCCGUAACACCAAGCCCCGUGUCACCAAGCCCCGUAACACCAAGCACCGUGUCACCAAGCCCCGUGUCACCAAGCACCGUGUCACCAAGCCCCGUGUCACCAAGCCCCGUGUCACCAAGCCCCGUAACACCAAGCCCCGUGUCACCAAGCCCCGUAUCACCAAGCCCCGUAUCACCAAGCCCCGUAUCACCAAGGCCCUUUGA